GAGGUACUAAUUCUGCGUAUCUGCCACAUUUUGAGCUCCGACAGGCAGUCGGCAGCACGCGUCUCACCGCGCGAACGCGACUCUCACCGACGCCAGAUCUUCUGACCGUGACCACCAGAGCCCGACUCUGUAUGCAGGCUGUACAACGAAACGCAGGGCAGUCGCCCCAGGUAAAAAUUUAUAAUGCUGUCUACUCGUCGGUCCAGGUUUAUGAGUGCAUGGUCCGCGGCAUCGCUGUGAUGCGCAGACGCGGUGAUUCGUUUGUCAAUGCGACGCAGAUUCUGAAGGUUGCAGGUAUCGAGAAGGGUAGGCGCACCAAGAUCCUUGAGAAGGAAAUCCUGCCGGGUAAGCAUGAAAUCGUCCAGGGCGGCUACGGGAAAUACCAAGGAACAUGGAUUCCACUAGAGCGGGGCCGAGACAUCGCUGCGCAGUAUGGUGUUGCCCCUCUACUCGCUCCUUUGUUCGAUUUCACACCCAGCACGAAUAGCCUUGGGUCACUUCCGACGGUGCCCUCAGCCGCAUCUCCGCGACCUCUCUCCGCUGCUUCAUCCUUCCCAAAUCUCGGUACUUCUGGAGGUUACUCACAGUCGGGUCUAGCUCCACCUCCCAUCAUGCCAGGUUCUGCCCUCCGCCUCUUGAACCAGGGGCGCGCCCAAGGCCUAUUCACUCCAUCUACAUCUUCUCUUGCUCCAACUAGACCAUCUACGUACUCUUCGACACCGUACCAGAGUGGUUACGCGCAGUCACCAUCCUCAGGAGCAGUGUCCCCCACGCCACCUCCAAUGCAGUCCUUGAAACGGGCCCGGUCUGAUUCUGAAGUAGUCCCAACUACACAACAGACCCAAAGGUCUUCGCACCCGUUGCUGGAAGCACCAGAUAUACAAAUGUCCGAACGAUCACGUCCGCCUUCUGUUGCAACACAAGCCAACGAUGAAGAUGGCCCAUCCCCUGCGAAACGCGCUCGUAAAGAGCCUACCCCACAACCAGACGCAUCCCAAGCGUCUCGCAGAACGCUGUCUAGCGCAUCGAUCAUGUCACAGUCAAUGGCGACUCUCCCUCCGACUCGCCCACUUUCACGCGUCAACGCGGGUUCGCCACAUCCGAACAAUGCCGUCUCGCGUCCACCAAGUAUAUCAACAUCUACCAGUGGGAAGAUGAUCAAUGGUGCCGACGUUGACGGCACUGGUCUUCGCUUCUCCACUAAACCUAAUAUUCUCCGUGACCCUUCUGCUCUUCGAGACGCCCGUCACAUGUCUUCCCCCAUUGACGUAGAUACCAUCCUAGACGACAAGGGUCACACUGCUCUGCACCUCGCUGCAAGCAUGGGCCGACAGCAGACUGUUUCUCAACUCAUUUCAGCUGGCGCAGACAUCCACCGUGGUAACUUUGUUGGCGAAACACCGCUCAUGCGCGCGUCUAUUGACACACACAACUUCGACCAGCAAUGCUUCAAUAUUCUUAUUACUUCUCUGCACCCAUCCAUUCGCACGCUUGACACAUCAAGAAAAUCUGUGUUACAUCAUAUCAUGUAUCUGGCAGGUAUACACGGACGCGCGGUCUGUGCGCGAUAUUAUCUUGACCAGAUCUUCUUGUGGAUAGCACAGAACCAGGGUGGUGAUUUUAAGUCCAUCGUGGACCUGCAAGAUGAGUACGGAGACACGGCUCUCAACAUUGCUGCGCGUGUAGGCAACAGGAGCUUGGUGAGAACGCUUCUCGACGUUGGGGCUAAUCGAGUAUUACCCAAUAAACUGGGUCUACGGCCUGGUGACUUUGGCGUCGAGGUUGAGGUAUGCUACGUUAAUGCGGAGCUCAGUGGUGGCGCACGAGCAGAGGACAUAAUUGCAUCAUUACAUAUGACGUCAAUGAUCCAGGAGCUUAGUACCGAAUUCUCCACUGAGAUCAAGGCAAAACAAGAUUCACUUGAUGUAACGCAAGCUCACCUUCGGGCAGCCACACGCGAGCUUUCCGAACAGCGGAAGCAAAUACAGCUGUGGCAAAGCCAAUGUGGAGAGCUUGAUAAGGUCCACCAACGGAUACGGAAUCUCGAGAAGGCGUUCGCGGAAGAAGAUCACUUCGACUGGACAGGUCGGACGGAUCUGGCGGGCAGGGAUGGGCGCGAGACGGCAGGACCUGCGUUCCAAUGGCGUGGACCUAGCUCAACGAUGACGGGGAUGCCAGGAUCUAUGGAUAUUUCAUUUAGCGUGGAAGCAGAACCCCCAUCACCUACCGGCGAUUCGGUCUCAACCUUAAUGCGAUUACGGCGGCUGAAACUCUGGCACAUGAGGAUGGAAGAGCUCAUGCAGGCGAGACUAAGGUCUCUCCAGGGCGCGAGCGCUGAGAAGGAAUAUCAGUGUAAGAAAGUUGUUGCACUAUGCACAGGUAUCCCUAUCGACAAAGUGGAGGAUAUGCUCGAAAAUCUUGUGGUGGCGGUCGAGAGUGAGGCCCAGGUUGUGGACAUAGUUCGCGUGGCUGGAUUCAUGCAGAAGGUCAGGGAUGGACUUAUAUAAUUUCAUUUAUUGGCUCGGAUCGUGAAGAUCCGACUUUUCAAUUGAACACUUGUGUUGCUCAUCGCAUCCGUAUAACACGGGCUGCCAGGUUAGCC
Molecule: messenger RNA, 2602 nt
Organism: Suillus paluster
Lineage: Eukaryota; Fungi; Basidiomycota; Agaricomycetes; Boletales; Suillaceae
Product: apses-domain-containing protein
Exons: 8
Coding region: 132-2507 (791 amino acids)
Cellular component (GO): MBF transcription complex; SBF transcription complex
Molecular function (GO): transcription regulator activity; protein binding; DNA binding
Source: RefSeq, a predicted model, not a curated record